AGUUUGCGCGGUUUUGCAAAAUUCAAAAACCCAGAAAAAACCCAUUUCUGAUCAUCAUGGCGGAGACCGAACCGGAAACCCAGAAACCCCAAGAAACCCGAAAGAGGGGAGAUUGGUCCCUGACGGACUUCGAGAUAGGAAAACCGCUGGGCAAAGGCAAAUUCGGGCGGGUCUACGUCGCCCGAGAAGUCAAGAGCCAAUACGUCGUGGCAUUGAAGGUGUUGUUCAAGAAGCAGAUAAAGAAGUACAACAUUCACCACCAGCUGAAGAGAGAGAUGGAGAUUCAGACGAGUCUGAGGCACCCCAACAUUCUUCGUCUCUAUGGUUGGUUCCACGACGAUGAGCGCAUCGUGUUGAUUCUUGAGUACGCUCAUGGCGGUGAGCUUUAUGGGCUUUUGAGGGAUUGUACCUACUUCACUGAGAAACGAGCCGCGACUUAUAUCUUGAGCUUAGCGCAAGCUUUGGCCUAUUGUCAUGAAAAGGAUGUGAUUCAUAGGGACAUUAAGCCUGAAAACUUGUUGCUUGAUCAUGAGGGUCGAUUGAAAAUUGCAGACUUUGGAUGGUCUGUGCAGUCAAAGAAUAAGAGACGCACCAUGUGUGGAACUCUGGAUUACUUAGCCCCAGAACUGGUGGAGAAUAAGGCUCAUGACUACGCAGUCGAUAACUGGACUUUGGGCAUUCUUUGCUAUGAGUUUCUCUUUGGCGUUCCUCCCUUUGAGGCUGAAAGUCAAAAAGAUACAUUUCAAAGGAUAGUGAAGGUUGACCUGAGCUUCCCUGCAACACCUCAAGUUUCUGCUGAAGCCAAAGACCUCAUUACCAAGCUUCUCGUGAAGGACAUCUCAAAGAGGCUCUCUCUUCAGAAGAUCAUGGAACACCCAUGGAUAGUUAAGAAUGCAGAUCCUACUGGUAUCUGCAAUAACUAGCUUUCUCUAACUAUGAUCCUUCUCGACCAUAUCUCUGAAGAGUUUUAAGCUACGAUUCACGUCUAAUGGUGUAUAUCUUGGUCUAUGUCAUGAACACCAAGAAGCAGCUAGUUUUCUAUUAUGGUCACCUACUUUGAGGGUUCAGGUAUCAUUUUCAUGCCAAUUAGAAGGCAAGAACAGCUUGUAUAUAUAGCUAGUGACACUACCUUUUGUGACUAUCGAUUCUGGGUUAUGUAGAACUUAGAGAACUUUAAUUUGUAGAAGCAUGGAAAUCUCUAAAAUGUUAGAGCUA
Molecule: messenger RNA, 1215 nt
Organism: Rosa rugosa (rugosa rose)
Lineage: Eukaryota; Viridiplantae; Streptophyta; Magnoliopsida; Rosales; Rosaceae
Product: serine/threonine-protein kinase Aurora-3-like
Exons: 6
Coding region: 57-923 (288 amino acids)
Biological process (GO): protein phosphorylation; regulation of cytokinesis; mitotic spindle organization
Cellular component (GO): spindle microtubule; chromosome passenger complex; spindle midzone
Molecular function (GO): ATP binding; protein kinase activity
Source: RefSeq, a predicted model, not a curated record